Molecule: messenger RNA, 2914 nt
Organism: Limanda limanda (common dab)
Lineage: Eukaryota; Metazoa; Chordata; Actinopteri; Pleuronectiformes; Pleuronectidae
Gene: musk
Product: muscle, skeletal, receptor tyrosine kinase
Exons: 17
Coding region: 1-2898 (965 amino acids)
Biological process (GO): protein phosphorylation; cell surface receptor protein tyrosine kinase signaling pathway; multicellular organism development
Cellular component (GO): signaling receptor complex
Molecular function (GO): ATP binding; transmembrane receptor protein tyrosine kinase activity; protein binding
Source: RefSeq, a predicted model, not a curated record
AUGAAGACUGUGGAACCUCUUGCAGGGAUAAGGAUCCUUGUUCUGCUGGUUCUGGUCACCUCAAGCUACAGUCUACAGAGAGCCCCUCGUAUCAUCACCUUAUUAGAGACCGUGGAUGUGUUGCUGGAUCACAAUGCCACCUUCAUCUGUGAGGUGCAGUCACGGCCUCCUGCUGACAUCAUGUGGACCAAGAACAACCAGCCCAUCAUGUACGACCCCCGCUACAUAACCAAGGAGCAGGGACAGAUGCUGAUCGUCCCUCAUGUGAGAGAAUCAGAUAACGGGGAAUACUGCUGCCUUGCCAAUAAUGGCAUCGGAGAGUCGGCCAAGAGCUGUGGAGCUCUGCAGCUUAAGAUGAAACCUCAGAUCAAACGCCAUCCCACCAACCUGACGCUUCUGCUGGAGUCCAAAGCCGUGUUGCCCUGCGUGACGCUCGGAAAUCCCAAACCAGAUGUCACCUGGAUCAAAGAUGACGAGCUCAUUAAGAUCACUGAUCGUGUGACCGUCCUCGACUACGGUGCGUUGAAGAUUCACAACAUCCAGAAGGAGGAUGCAGGACAGUAUCGCUGUGUGGCCAGGAACAGCUUCGGUUUGGCCUUUUCAAAGCCGGUCACUAUCGAGGUUCAGGCUCCGGCUCGAAUCCUGCGGGUUCCAAAAGAGAAGAGAGUGGCGUAUGGCAGCCAGAUCAGCCUGGACUGCAACGCCACGGGGAAUCCGAUACCCACCAUCACAUGGCUGGAGAACGGGAACACUGUUUCAGGUGCGUCCGUGGAGGAGACGUUGGUGGGAGAGGUGAUUCUGUCGGUUCUGAAGGUGACGGUGAACAAGCCGGCUCUGUUCACCUGCCUGGCGUCCAACAGACACAACGCCGGAGCCAACACCGUCAAGGCCACCGCAAGAGUCACCGUCGAAGAGUGGAGACUCUAUAAAGGUGUCACCGGCUACUGCAGUGCCUACCGCGGAGAUGUUUGCCGCAACCUCCUGCGAGACGACGCGCUGGUUUUCUUUAACUCGUCCCUCUCGGACCCCGAGGACAUGCAGGAGUACCUGGUCCAGAGCUGGUCGGCGGAGCUGGAAGGCCUCAGCGCCACGUGCGGCCCGGCGCUGCGCUCGCUGCUCUGCCACGCCUCCUUCCCCGACUGCAACCCCUCAGGGUUAGGCCCGGCACCCAAACCCGUCUGCAGGCAACACUGCAUGGCGGUGAAGGAGCUGUACUGCCACAAGGAGUGGUUGGUGCUGGAGAGCAACAUGUUGUUCCAGCCGGGCCACUUCAGCUCCGGCAUCGGGCCCCACACUCCCAGUUCACUGCUGCCCAAGUGUCAGGCCUUACCCAGUCUCCACUCCGACCCGGAGGCUUGCACAUACGUCCCCUUUGUGGACAUCAAGAGAGAUCACAUCACAACAACAUGUUACAAUGACAGAGGCCGUUUCUACCAAGGCAGCGUGAACGUGACGAGGUCUGGGAUCCCGUGUCAGCCAUGGAGCCAACAGGUUCCCCACCAGCACCGCUUGUCUGUGGACGUCAUCCCCGAGCUGAGGAGCGCAGACGACCACUGCAGGAACCCGGGAGGAAUCAGCGACAAGCCUUGGUGCUACACCUCAAAUCCCAACAUACGCUGGGAGUACUGUGCCGUGAUGCAUUGUGGGGAGGCAGACACAGCGCCAGUGACGAAGCCGGAGUCCCAGGGCCCCCCCCGUCAGCCGGCUCGCCCCCCCCCCACCAGCCCGGUAUCCUCUCCAGCCUACUCCAUGUCCGUCAUCGUCAUCAUCCUCACCGGAGUGGCAGCUGCAAUCUUCCUCUUCAUCAGCAUCCUGGCCUGCCGCCGACGGAGGAAGCAAUGGAGGAACCGAAAGAGAGCGAUGGAGACCCCGACGCUGAGCGCUCUGCCGUCGGAGCUCCUGCUGGACCGACUCCACCCGAACCCCAUGUACCAGAGGGUUCCUCUGCUGCUCAACUCAAAGCUGCUGGCCCUGGAGUAUCCACGAAACAACAUCCAGUACGUCAGAGACAUCGGAGAGGGAGCCUUCGGACGGGUCUUCCAAGCCAGGGCCCCGGCUCUGUUGCCCAUGGAGACGUUCACCAUGGUGGCCGUGAAGAUGCUGAAGGAGGAGGCGUCGGCCGACAUGCAGAACGACUUCCAGAGGGAGGCGGCGCUCAUGGCCCAGUUCGACCAUCCCAACAUCGUGCGACUCCUCGGCGUGUGUGCGGUGGGCAAACCCAUGUGUCUGAUGUUCGAGUACAUGGCCCACGGCGACCUCAACGAGUUCCUGCGCCGCCGCUCCCCGACCCAGUCCGUGCACACGCUGAGCUGCGCCAGCCUCUCGGGCCGCAGCUUCUCCACCGAGUCGGACGCCGGACCGCUGGCCGGCGGCGAGCUGCUGUCCAUCUCCAAGCAGAUCGCCGCGGGCAUGGCCUACCUGUCGGAGCGCAAGUUCGUGCACCGCGACCUCGCCACCCGCAACUGCCUGGUGCGCGAGGAGCUGGUGGUGAAGAUCGCAGACUUCGGCCUCUCCAGGAACAUCUACUCGGCCGAUUACUACAAAGCCAACGAGAACGACGCCAUCCCGAUUCGCUGGAUGCCCCCGGAGUCCAUCUUCUACAACCGCUACACCACCGAGUCGGACGUGUGGGCCUACGGCGUGGUGCUGUGGGAGAUCUUCUCCCACGGCAUGCAGCCGUACUACGGAAUGGGCCACGAAGAGGUUAUUUACUACGUGAGGGACGGCCACAUCCUGUCCUGUCCCGAGAACUGUCCCCUGGAGCUGUACAACCUGAUGAGGCUCUGCUGGAGCUCUCAGUCCUCGGACAGGCCCAGCUUCUGCAGCAUUCAUCGGAUAAUGGAGCGAAUGCAUCAGAACACAAUGAGCGUGAAUGCUGAGGCCGAGGCCGACUGCUAACCUGGGAGAGUCCUUC